AUGGUGGAGAUCUUGUGCUUCAAGCAAGCCGGCGCUCCACCCUCGGCUGGCGGCAAUCACGGAGCCAUCCUGCUAGAGUGGCGAGGGGAGGGCACAAAUGCUCUGCCUGACUCCGGGCAGUCAAUGGCAAAAUCGGCAACUGUACAUGGCGAGAAGAAGAAGAAGAAGAAGAAGAAGCAACACACGAGCAUGAGAAGUAGCACCCAGUCGUCGUUCUUGCAGCUCGUUGUCCCGUCGUACAUGCAGUUGGAACUUGCUGCGAGCCAAAGGCGGCUAAACCUGUUCGGUGUUCACCCACAUCUGCUCAGAGGCGGGGAAGGAGAAACGGAGAAACAGGCCCAGGACGUCGGACAAAUCAACAUCACGGCAGCCUCCCCACACCCGAGUCGACCGAUGGACAGCGUGACAGCCCACCUGACCACUCGUCCCGACGCCUUCACCCAGACCUGCAUUCCGCCGCCCUUGAUGCAGCUGCUGCAUCACGGAAUGUCGCAGGAGCCAACCCUGCCUGGACCGGCCUAG
Messenger RNA from Colletotrichum higginsianum IMI 349063, 522 nucleotides. RefSeq lists its product as uncharacterized. The record is from RefSeq and is a predicted model, not a curated record. The transcript has a single exon. Lineage: Eukaryota; Fungi; Ascomycota; Sordariomycetes; Glomerellales; Glomerellaceae. Bases 1 to 522 code for a protein of 173 amino acids.